Messenger RNA from Truncatella angustata, 1946 nucleotides. RefSeq names its product transferase family-domain-containing protein. The coding region runs from base 1 to 1734 and encodes 577 amino acids. NCBI's taxonomy places the organism in Eukaryota, Fungi, Ascomycota, Sordariomycetes, Amphisphaeriales, Sporocadaceae. The transcript is spliced from 3 exons. The record is from RefSeq and is a predicted model, not a curated record.
AUGAAUCGACACGACAUCCAGAACAGCAACAACGACUCGCAAGACGAGACAGCAGCACAUGAAAGUGAUCGCGUCUUGCGUCUCCCAGAAAGCGAUAGUUGUGCAAGCAGUGAUCUUUUGCAAGGUACUGGGGCUUCCCGCAACACCGGCAAGUCCCAGGACAUCAUGAGCGAAUUCGUAUUGAAGCUCAAGCUUGUUCACCCGCUAUCUUACAUUGACCAGUCUGUCAGCCGCAAAUAUGUUCGACGCAUGUUCAUCUUCGACUUCCCAGUUGUCAACGAAACGACGAUCAAUGAGGCCACCUCAGCCAUUCGCAACGGUGUUGCCGUUGCCUUGAAGCAUUUCCCGUUCCUGACCGGCAUGCUUGGGCCCGCGAACCAUGAUGAGAAGGACAAUGUGCUGCUUCGCUACGGCCAUAUUGAUGAACUACGACAGAUUCGCGAUGAGACAUUCAAGACCCGAGUGCACAAGGGGAGUGAGCUUAUCGAUCUUGGUGGCUACGAUCACCUCAGUCGUGUUGGCAUGCCAACCAGCUGUCUGAACAUGCAAGACUAUUGCGCGACUGACCCGGAGUGGACGAUGCCAAGAUGGAUUCCCGUCUUCGCUAUGCAAGCGAAUUUCCUGGAAGAUGGAGCUUUAAUCCUGUGCUUGGAGUUCCAACACUCCGUAGCAGAUGGCUUUUCUAUUGGAAUGUUCCUGAGUAUACUUAGUCUUGGUAUCCGUGGCGCUUUGACCAUAGAUAGUGUCCCAAAAUAUGAUGACUGCGAUAUCGAUUCCACCUUCGAAAACCAUAUACUGGAGCUGCAAGAAAUUUCCAAGACAGACACAUUCCCAGAAUGGGAUUUCAGGAACUUCAAGUUGCCUCCACGCAAACAAGUCGACAGCCAUAUCGUGACAAUGUCAGCUAAAACUGUGGCCGAGAUGAAACGCCGAAUCACUAUUCACAUCCAUGACCAUUUUCCAGAUGAAGACCGUUGGGUAUCCAGCAUAGACUGUAUCUGCGCCAUGCUUUGGGUGUACAUCAGUCGCGCUCGGCUGCUGGAGGGCGAUAGCACGACCAUCUUCACCACAGCAGUCAACGCGCGUGGUAAGUUUAUCGACGAGGUUGUAAAAUCGUACUUUGGUAACAUGUUCACCACUGUCUCCUUAAGGACUAAGGCGAGACACAUAGUUCCGAAGCCAAGCUAUGACAAGUUGUCACCAAGAAAACGCAUCCUACCACCUGUGGAAUUGGGCGAGAUUGCAGAAGUCGCUGCUAAUAUUCGCGAGGAACUCGAGUUAAUCGACCAAGACUACGUACUGCAGCGCAUGGCACGCCUGGCCACUCUUACGAAGCCCACCGAGGCAGCAGUUGCUGCCCAGCGAGCGUGCCGCCCAGCAGAAACGGGUGUGAGGUUUGGAUCUCUUGUCAAGUUUGGCGCUGACGUCCCGUUUGGUAUACCUGGCACUACCGGAGAUGGCACAGCUAGAUUUUGUCGUAAACCGUGGAUGCGCGACGAGGGCAUGAUCAACCUCCUGCCCCGCAAAGGCGGCACUAAAGGAGACGCUGAUUGGGAAAUCCUUCUCUGUCUACCGGACAAGACCAUUUCUGCUUUACUGAAGGAAGACGAGUUGGGACAGUUCGUGGAAAAACAUGUCCACGACAAUGACCCGAGCAAGCAUGGCAAGCGCAGGACAACGCGUCCGGGAGGGCGCUCUAUCAAUCUGAUAGGCACCGAGAAAGUUCUAUUCUGACGGGAGGCCGUGCCAGCUAGUUGCCUGGGAAAUGCAUGUUUCUAGGAUGCAUAUAUAGUAUGGUUAGAUGAAUAUUACACUGUUGAUCCCGGGAAUGGGAGAACAAAAGCCACGUCUUGGUUCAGAUUUUGCUAUAGUCGUUGGUAUUGGUCAAGCGAACGGCGAAAUGGCCAUGGUACAACACCCACCAAGACAUAGGCGAAUACGCAAAC